UAAAGCACUUUUCGUACUGUAGCACUUUAAUUACUUUGUAAUUAGUUUUAGUAAUCAAAUUAAUCAAUUCAAAUUAAUUCUAAAAAAGUUCAGCAUUAAAGUCAGUGUUAGAAAGCAUGAUGACCUGCCUCUAUCAGUCAGACAGUCUGACGUGAACUUUCAGUUAAAUAAGAAAUUUUAAGGAAUCACUGAUUAUUGUGUGAACCGCAGCAUCGUAAAUAAAAUAUGUUUAGUUAUAAAUAAAGUUUUUGAGUAGUUUGAAUUCCGAUUUCGUCACAGGUCACAUGUGGAUCAACCAGAGACACGCUUCUAAUGCAUUCUGUUCAUUUCUGUAUGAAAAGUGUAGAAACAUGCAGAAGACUACAACAACCUAAUUGCACCUGGAGCCGCACGGACAGCAUCAGAGGGACGCUCAGCUGGUCUGAGCAUGUGCAUCGUCACAGGUGAGGUGAGGGAGGGGCUUCCGAGGUAAAAGGCGCUGCAGCCCCGCCCUCUUCUGUCAGAGACCCAGGUGGAGCUCAGUGAGGACGUCCAGAAGCUCUUCAUCCUCCUCGUCAUCCUCAUCUUCUCCACAGUCAGUCGUUGCUUCUCAGUAACUGCUCAGGUGUGUUUCCUCUGUGUGUUCAUUACCUGUGAUCAGUGAGGAGGCAUUCGCUGUCUGUCGGGUUUUCCUCUUCCUGCUUUUAAACUUCUUGAUUUCAAAUGUUUAAAUAUACAAAACCUUCUUCACUUACUGUUUCUGUGAACGCCGCAGAGGUGAGAUAGUCACACACACACACACCAUGCUAAAACAUACAUGUCAAAACCAACUGUGUGUGUUGAUGCAACCUGAACAGGUUGAAACUUGAUAGAUGUUUUCAUACAGCCUCAGGGUUGGACGACCGAUGAGCUGUCAGGUGUGUUAGCUCAUGUUUGCAGGUGUGUCAGAAUUGGCACAGGUGUGUGUUUGUGUGUGUCAACCUCGCCCUGUGAAAAAGGAAGUGCACACAAUGAACCAGCUGCUGCAAGAGGAACACAACGCUGUUAAUAUGACACACACACACAGACACACACCUAGGGUUGCCAACCGUCCCUUGAAAAACGGAAUCGUUCCGUAUUUAGAAACAAAAGUAUUGAGCUGAAAAAGGACGCACUUUGUCAAAUGGUUAAAAAAAAUAAUUUCACACACAAAAACAAGAGCUAAAAAAUUCCCCACACUGGGAAGGGUGAAGACAAUCGGGUCGCCCAGCCCUGGCCAUGAGGUGUCCCUUUUUUUCUUUUUUUUUUUUUUCAGGGAGUUGGCAACCCUACACACACCUGUGCUAUGGGAGCGGCUGUGAAAUUCAUCAUCCAACAGCUCUGAGCUUUACAUGUGUUUUCGAUUUUGAUUGGGCUACAGCACACACCUGUUUGUUGUCCUGUGACUGAUUUUAAUGUUUUCAUGACUUUGAAGCCAGAUUAAGUAAAUCUGAUAUUGUGGGUGGGGAUUACAUACACGCCACUGGUUAACGCUUCUGCCACGCCCCUUUCAGUGAAACGUUUUCAGGUUGGACUGUUUUCUUUUCUGUGGCUCCGCCCCUUCUAGGUGACAUCAUGGUAUCCCAUCCAGAGUUUGAGCGUGCAGGGAAGGAGGCGGGGCUUCAGGUGUGGCGGGUGGAGAACAUGGAGCUGGUUCCUGUUCCUGAGAGCUUGUAUGGCCGGUUCUACAUCGGCGAUGCGUACCUCAUCCUGAAGAGCACGAGCAACCGCAGUGGUGCCUUGCAGUACGACCUGCACUACUGGCAGGGUUCAGCGUGUUCUCAGGAUGAGAGCGGCGCGGCGGCUAUCCUCACCGUUCAGAUGGACGACUUCCUGCAGGGGGCGCCAGUCCAGUACCGCGAAGUACAGGGCUACGAGUCUGGUACCUUCACCGGGUACUUCAAAUCUGGUCUCACAUACAUGAAAGGGGGCGUGGCCUCAGGGUUCAAACACGUGGUGACCAAUGAUGUUGGUGAUGUUAAGAGACUGCUGCAUGUCAGAGGUCGGCGUGUUGUUAGGGCGACGGAGGUUCCUGUCAGUUGGGACAGCUUCAACCAGUCAGACAGCUUCAUUCUGGUCCUGGGACAGGAAAUUAUUCAGUGGUCUGGUUCCCAUAGCAACCACUUUGAGAAGCUGAAGGCAACUAUGAUGUCUAAGGGUAUCCGUGACAACGAGAGGUGCGGGCGGGCUGAGCUCCAGGUCUGCGAUGAAGGGGCGGAGCCAGAGAAGAUGAUAGAGGUUCUCGGGGAGAAGCCGGAGCUUCCCGAGUCUCAGGCUGACGACACCGAGACGGAUGCCUCCAACAGGAAAGCGGCUUGUCUCUACAAGGUGUCGAAUGCAGGCGGAGACCUGGAGGUCACUGUGGUGGCCGAGGAGAGCCCGUUCUCCCAGAAUACUUUGGUGUCCAGCGAGUGUUUCAUCCUUGACAACGGAGCCAACGGACACAUCUUCAUCUGGAAAGGUAAAGAUGCAAACUCGGAGGAGCGUCACGCUGUCCUGAACACCGCAGAGUCGUUCAUCUCAAAGAUGAACUACCCCAGUUUCACACGGGUCCAGGUCCUUCCCGAGCACGGGGAGGCGCCGCUCUUCAAACAGUUCUUUAAGGACUGGAGGGACCCCAGUGACAUGGUCGGCAUGGGAACCGCCUACGUGUCCAAUAAGAUUGCAAAGAUGGAAAAGGUGCCAUUUGAUGCAUCUACACUCCACCAAUCAGAAGGCAUGGCGGCGCAGUAUGGCAUGGUCGACUGCGGGGACGGAGAAAAACAGAUUUGGAGGGUCGAAGGCUCGGAGAAGGUUCCCGUGGACUCGGCGUCCUAUGGUCAGUUCUAUGGAGGAGACAGUUACAUCAUCCUGUAUCGCUACCAGCACAGCGACCGAAGUGGUCAGAUCAUCUACACGUGGCAGGGAGCGGAGUCUACCCAGGACGAGGUUGCGGCAUCGGCCUUCUUGGCUGUUGAGGUGGAUGAUGAGCUGGAAGGAAGUGCUGUCCAGGUGCGGGUCAUUCAAGGAAAAGAGCCCGCCCACCUCAUGAGUCUGUUUGGCGAUAAACCACUGGUGGUGUACAAGGGCGGGACUUCUAGAGAGAACGGCCAAUCAGAAGCUGCAGACACUCGCCUGUUCCAGAUAAGAGCCAAUCCAGCAGGAAACACCAGAGCUGUGGAGGUGGAGCCGUCCUCCUCCCGUCUGAACUCCAACGAUGUUUUCCUCCUGGUUUUCCCCUCUGGAUCCUGGAUGUGGAAAGGCAGUAGAAGCAACUCGGACGAACUGAAGGGAGCCGAACAGCUGGCUGAGAUCCUGCAUGUGACCCCCACUCUUCUGGACGAGGGGGAGGAGCAAGAUGGAUUCUGGGACACGCUGGGGGGGCAGCAGGACUACUGUCGGUCUGCUCGGCUGAAGAACAAGAUGGAAGCUCAUCCUCCCCGGCUGUUUGCCUGCUCCAACAAGACGGGAAAUUUCAAGGUAGAUGAAGUUCCAGGUGAGCUGACGCAGGAUGACCUCGCUCCUGAUGAUGUCAUGAUCUUGGAUACCUGGGACCAGGUGUUCGUUUGGAUUGGAAACGAAGCUCAGGAGGAGGAGAAGACUCAGGCGGUGACAUCAGCUGAGCGCUACAUCGAGAGUGACCCAGCCAAUCGUGACCCUCGAACCCCCAUCGUGACGGUGAAGCAGGGAUUCGAACCGCCGACCUUCACCGGCUGGUUUCUGGGCUGGGAGUACGAAUACUGGUCCAUUAGCCCACUCCGGCGCUAUCUCCAGGCCCUGUGACCUCACUUCCU
Pelmatolapia mariae (spotted tilapia) is the source of this 3770-nucleotide messenger RNA. RefSeq names its product gelsolin-like. Gene Ontology annotation, molecular function: phosphatidylinositol-4,5-bisphosphate binding; actin filament binding. The transcript is spliced from 19 exons. NCBI's taxonomy places the organism in Eukaryota, Metazoa, Chordata, Actinopteri, Cichliformes, Cichlidae. Gene Ontology annotation, biological process: barbed-end actin filament capping; actin filament severing; central nervous system development. The record is from RefSeq and is a predicted model, not a curated record. Gene Ontology annotation, cellular component: actin cytoskeleton; cytoplasm. The coding region runs from base 1573 to 3759 and encodes 728 amino acids.